Molecule: messenger RNA, 4916 nt
Organism: Pocillopora verrucosa
Lineage: Eukaryota; Metazoa; Cnidaria; Anthozoa; Scleractinia; Pocilloporidae
Source: RefSeq, a predicted model, not a curated record
CUCUCUGGAAUAUUAGGUGAAAAAGGUUUAGCCAAGUCUUUAACAGGAUUCAAAACCGAUGUUCUUGGACGGAUGGAUGAUUCAGAAGCCAGCAAUGAAGCCACCGCUGGUGGUAAACAGUUUAAACAGGUUCCUGUCGCUGAAAUCCACAUAAUUUCAAUAUGUGGCGAAGUAGGAGCAGAAUGGAGACACCUGGGUACAGUCUUAGGGCUUCAAUCAUCGUUGCUUGAUUUUAAUGAGAAUGUCAACUGCACAUAUUAUAACAAGACAUGGGAAAUGCUUCAAGAGUGGAGACGAGAGACUGGAAAAGGAGCAACAGUGGGAAUCCUCAUAAAUGCUCUUGAAACGAUAGGAAAGAGAGACGUCGCCGAAAAACUGCGUGAGGAACUUUGCGAAGAGCUUGACUUAAGCAGGUACAAAGGAGUAGGUGAUCGCUGGGGAUUGUUAGAAAAGGAAAUAAAGAAAGCAGCACCAAUAGCGACAGUUAUUUCUUGUGGAAAAGAGCAUCCUGAUAAGCCUUCUCACUAUGCAAAAAAAGAAUUUCAUGGUGACAUGACACGAUCUGAGGCUGAAGAUCUUUUGUCUGAGGCUGUUGAUGGCGCCUAUUUUGUUCGGAGAAGCGAAAAUUUACCUGGAAAGUGCGUACUUUCGAUAAGACAUAGUAAUUCUAAUAUCAAGCACUUCCCGUUGUCUUACACAAAUGGAAUACAUUGCUCAGACGAUUUGGCGUUUAAAAACCUAGAGGAUCUUGUCAAUAACAUCCUAAAAAGUGAUCACCUCAACGAUUACGUAGACGACUUUACCGCCAUACAUCUGAAGAGGACAAGCUUUGAAAGAAAUCAGACUUCCUCUGACAGUCAUACUCAUAAUGAAGAUAUUAUGAUCAGUAGUGACCAAUACAGCAUGGAACAAGGAAACAGAAGCGAUCAAAAUCAUGGAAAAGUUCCCCCGGAGAUUCUUGCUCGUGGAUCCCUGACCCUCCUCGCUUACCAUAGAGCCCUUCAAGAGGGAAAGACAACUGUGAAGAGAGUGCCUAUGAUGUUUAUUGGCCAAGGCCAAGCAGGAAAAACCAGUUUAAAGAAGUCACUUAAAGGAGAGCAGUUCGAUCCAAACGAAAGAAGUACCACAGGGAUAGAGACAGAUCCCUCUUACUGUAAGAUAUCAACAGAGGUUUGGGAAGUAGGUGAGCGAUCUGAAGAAGAAGGUUCAAUUCCAUUGCCAUUUUCAUAUGAACACAGUACCGCUCAGUAUAUUUUGGAUUAUCUCGAACGAGAGAGAGAAGAGCACAAUUCAGGAGACCUGGCUUGGUGUGCAACGGACCCAUUAUUUUCAGAUCAGCUCGUGGAGGAAUCCUGCACCAAGAAAGUCUCACAUGAUAAUCUUCACACAAUGCCCGGGGAAGCAGGAAAGGGAGACGUGCUGGAAAUAUCAGAUACGUCUAGUAAGCCUGACUUCUCUGAGACUUCGUGGAUACAAAGUCAGCGAGUACCGGAAGAGGUAUCAACAUUGAUCGAGAAGUUGCUUAAAAUGGAUGACAGCAGGAAAGAUAACGAUAGAACCUAUUCCGUCCUGUGGGAUUUUGGUGGACAAUCCGUCUAUUACGUCACUCAUUCCGUGUUCCUCACCGUGAGAGCAAUUUACUUUCUGGUUUAUAACCUUAGUUGGGGUCCUGAUGAAGUAGCCAGCCAUCCAGUUAGGCAAGGUGUCUUCAAUAUUCAAGAUGGUUCUUGCGAUAAAACUAACAGGGAUUAUCUCGACGUAUGGAUGUCCUCAGUGUCUUCCUUAGUUUCCCAAGACGAAGUCGCACAGAAGGCAGCUACAUCUGAGACGUCACAAAGAAGGCCCUUGGUAUUUCUUGUUUGCACGCACGCUGACAAGACUUACAAGAAAAAAGAUCCUGAGGAGAUGGCUCGUGAUUUGUUUACAUCUUUAAAAGCCAAAUGCUACGGUGCGCAUUUGCUAAACUACUUUGUUGUGGAUAAUACGAAGUCUGGUGGUAAAUUGGAAUGUGCAGGUGUUACACAUCUCAGAAAGGAGGUCUCUCAUGUUGUCAAGAAGCUUCCACAAAUGAGGGAGGUUUUACCGAUCAAGUGGCUAAAGUUCGAGAAGGCCUUACAAGGCAUUCUUGAAGAUGAAGUUAGGUGGAUCUCCCGCGAUGAAGCUUGGAGAAUCGCAAACAAGGAAUGUGGAAUUUCGAGUGAAGUUCAGUUUCAGGCAUUACUGACCUUUCUGCAUGACCAGAGAAGUUUGAUCCAUUUCGAUGACACUCCAGAAUUGAAGAAGAUUGUUAUCUUGGAUCCGCAGUGGCUAAUAGAAAUCUUCAAAAAAGUCAUUGCCAUUAAACCUUCGGAGAAAAAAGGAAAGAAAUUCGAGGAACUGUGGAUAAAGCUUGAAACAACAGGAAUUAUGGACGAGAGACUAUUACAGCAUGUGUGGCGCCCAUUGUUUGACACUGAAGAGACAUCUUCCAGCCUCGUGGCGUUGAUGGAGAAGUUCUGUUUGCUGUGUCCCUGGCCCUCUUCGUCUGAAAAAAACGUAUUCAAUGAAUACCUUGUACCUUCCAUGUUGAUGUUUCCACCAGAGGAGGACAUCAAUCAGCUCAUUGCCUCUUCAGGUAUUCCACCUCUUUUUGUAAAGUUUGCAUCGGGCCAAGUUCCCCUCGGCCUGUUCUCUCGCCUUGUGCUGAUAAUAUUUCAGUGGUGCACCAAAGAGUUUGGCAGCCAGCCGCGGCCUAAACUCUGCCAAAACUUUGCAAGAUUCUUUACUCACCCUUCACAGGGCUGUUCUAUAAUCCUUUUAUGCCGUUCCUCUGUCAUAGAGGUUGUCGUUCACAGGACAAAAAAAAGUCCAUUUGAAGAAUCAAAUUGCAAGACAGACCAGGAAGAUGUGGCACAAAAGGUAUGCCGGAAACUAGGUUUAAUUCUUGAAUGCAUGCGUAGAGAGUUCCACUGUUUGAAGAAUAUGGCGUACGAAAUGUUACUAUGUUGUCCAGUUUGUUGUACAAGAGAGUUUGCAAGUCACUGCCACAAUCAUAAUGUGCGUCGUUGCAAGGAUGAAAAGUGUUUGCAUUUCUGGUCAGAGUCUGAGUUACGCGACUGCCAGGAGCCCCUCAUAUGUACGAGGUCUGCUGUUGUUGACGACUAUAGAGUUCCAGUCAAGCUUAUGGGGGUUUGGUUUAGCAAACAGCUAAAUGUAAAGGGACUCGGCUCCAAAGCUAAUUUGUAUCUUGGAGAUGUGAUCGAAGAUGAUGACGAGCAAGCCCUUGCCCUCUCAAAUACGGUGCUGUUGGAGAACUCCGAUGCUAAUCAUGUUGUUGCUCAACUACUAAAGAUUCGCUCAUGGAAACACGAAGCACUUGAAGAGCCAGACUUAAAGACAAAGCGCCAGAUUCGCUGCCUUUGUUUGCAGGCGAAAUCUGUAGAGAGACUUGAUGUUGUUGAAAGGUUUCGAGAGAUUACACCUGCUGGCACAACAGGUCCAUUGUUACCUGAAGCUUGUGACGUGGCUAAUAUUCCCAUCAGACAGAGAGAGAAUCUGACGAUUCAUUUAUGCGGUGGAAAGGAAUGGCAGUUACUGGCAGAGCGACUGGGUUUGAGUCCGGCAGAAAUCCGUUUCCUUGACAAUCGAGUACUAAACCCUUGCGAUGCCGCGUUGGCCCAUGCUCGUAAACAAGGCUUUAUUCGCAGUGUGGGAGAAUUGUACGACAAGCUUGUAGAAUGCGACUUCCCUAUGUGGGCUGAUUUGCUGUAAAGAAGAAAGGGUAAUAGUUGUUGUCCGAAUCAUUGUUUUUCUUUGUCGUGAAACGACCUCUUUGAAUAUUGAACUUGACAGUUAAUUCUAGUUUUGACCCUUUAACCCCUGGAGUGACUAGCAUCUAAUUUCUCCUUAAAAAAUCACCACUGAAUCAUUCAUUAAUGUCAUGAGAAUUAAGGAAAUGAUCGCCAACUGAAGGAACUCUUGAUUGUUAGACAAAUUCUCCUUAUCAGCACCUAAGUAAAGGUACAGAGAAUAAUAUGGAGAAUAUGAAUUCUGAUGUUAGGGUGUAAAGGGUUAAGUGAUAUACAAAUCAGUGUUAAAAACAGGAUAGGCUCAAACCUAAGGAUAGAAGAAAUACCGUGAUACAUUAAGAAAAAAGGAGAGUCCCACUGCGCUCGUAAAGGAAACGGAAGGUUACCCUACACCUAUUUUCAAUACAAUUUUGACAUUAGCCUAUGGACAGACGUUAUUGGAAAGUGCAAUAGUUUCCUGCAGCACCUUUUAAAGGAGUGUGAAACACAAUUAAUUUUCUUUUGGCUCAUGAAAGUUUAAAGUACAGUAAAGUAAAACCUUAUUUUAAAAAAAACCUCGCCACCUUAAACUCAAGUGAACAAUAAACAACGAUGAGCUGUUGAUCAUUGUAACGGUAAAUGAAAUUAAAAUCUAUUUCUUGGAAAAUUGCUUUGAGUUUGAGUUACCCGGAUUACAGUCAGGACUGGAUGAUAUUGUGUUAAGGACAAUUUAUCAUCUAUAUUUCUUUCAUUAAUCAGCAAUUAAGUAAGAUUCGAGAUUGUGACGUUUGAGGUUUAGAUUACCUAUUAGAAAAAUGACCGGUCGAACUGAUUUUGACAUUUUGUAUCGCAUUUAUUGUUCUUUGAACAACCGAAAUUAGGCAGGUAUUUCAAUACACAACAACGACAUUCGGUGAAAUAAUCAGUUUAAGAACUAGUGUUCAAAUGACUUGGUUUCGACAUGGUAGUAUUAUGGAACAGCUUGCCACAAUAUAUCUGACGAGGGUCAUUAAAUUUUACUUCAGCGUCUGUGGAGUAACAAAAAGUGAACGACUUUUGAUAGAAGUUAGCUUUAUAUCUAUUUUGGGUAAUAUUCAAAACUGUAGAGCUGUUAAUACUUUUAUGACAUUAAAAAGAUAUAAAUGGCUG